AUGAUGGAAGAAGAAGAAGAUAAUGAGUUAGAUUUAAGUAUACCAGUAAAAUCAUUAUUAGAGGAUAUCUCAUGUCCAAUUUGUUUAAAUUUUAUAGAAGAAUGCUCAACACUUAGUUGUGGUCACAAUUUUUGUCACAAAUGUGUUUCAGAAUGUAUAAAUAGAAAUCAUAAAUGUCCAUUAUGUAAUAAAACAGCACUAAAAGAGAAUAUAUAUAGAAAUCAUCAAUUUGAAAAAAUUAUAAAAAUUAUACGUAUAGAAAAAGAAAAAUCAAAAACUAUUUAUUAUGAUAAUUUAAUUUCUGGUGCAUCAAAUGGAAAAAUAACAACAACAACAACAACAAAUAAUAAUAAUAAUAAUAAUAAUAAUAAUUCAAAUGAUAAAUUAUUAAAUAUUAAUGAAGAUAAUUCAAAUUCAUCACCAGUUGAACAAUUAUUUAAAAAAUAUUUAAAAUCAUCAUUAAUUUCAUUUGAAAGUCAUUAUCAAGAUUUAUCAAAACCCUAUAAUGAUAAUGUAAAGAAAAUCAAUUCUAAAAUGCAAGAGAAUAUUGAUAGAGUUAGUGCUAAUACCAACACAGCAUCAAUGAGUGAAAUAUUAAUUGACCAAAUUAGAAAAGAGUAUCAAAUUAAACAAGAUAAAUUAAAAGAAGAUUUUAAAAUCUCAACCAAUUAUUUAUUAUCAUCAUUGGAAGAUUAUUUAAAGAAAGCGGCAGUACCACCAUCAUUUAUCAAUAUUUAUACAAGUAUUAUGAUACCUGAACGUGAUAUAAUAUUUGAUCAUUGUUCAUUUAAACCAACAUCAUGUCUAUCGGAUAUUCGUGCAACUCUAGUUGAGAAACUUAAUAAUCGUGGUGACAAAUUUCAAUUCAUUUCAUUCAAUGACGAUUCUCAUUUCGUAGCUUUAAAACCCACAAGUAUGUUAAUCGAUGGUAGUGAUAGUAAUGAAAUUAAACUAAUCGAUGAAUUGAAACCACUUUACUUUUAUCAAAUUCCUCAAGGUUCAAAGAUACAAUUACGUGGUGGCAUUCAAUUAAAAGGUGAUAUACCAAAAGAAUGUUUCAAAAAACUCUUUGUACCAGAUCAAAAUAUGACUAUGGAUUAUUAUCGUUGUGAAGAUUGUAAAGUAAAUUGGAUUUGUAAAAAUUGUUCAGAAUUUUGUCAUAAAGGUCAUAAAAUAGUUAGUUACAUUUUAAAUCAUAAACCAGCUUAUGGAUGUUGUUAUGAUGAAAAAUUUAAAUGUUGUAAAUUAAUAAAUAAAUAA
Messenger RNA from Dictyostelium discoideum AX4, 1260 nucleotides. RefSeq lists its product as hypothetical. The record is from RefSeq and is a predicted model, not a curated record. Gene Ontology annotation, molecular function: metal ion binding; ubiquitin protein ligase activity. The transcript has 2 exons. Bases 1 to 1260 code for a protein of 419 amino acids. Lineage: Eukaryota; Evosea; Eumycetozoa; Dictyosteliales; Dictyosteliaceae.